AUGGACAAGCAAAAUGAGAUAGACCUGCCGAUCUUUGAUCAGGUCAAUCGUGAGAUUGUAACUCACGAUCAAGACCAGACAUUCUGGUGGGAUUUGAUGGGUCGAUCGCUCGCUACACAGCUCAAAGCGAAUCAAUAUGGAAACGAGGAACAGCUAUACUAUCUACGCUGGUUCAAAAAGUGGAUUCCAUACUCAUUUGGACCACAGCCAGUGGACGGCAAUGCCUACUAUGACUCAACCUUCACCCCUGAUGGUUCACCAAUCGAGUACAGCCUGAACUGGAAAGAGAAAAAGGCCCGCCAGACCGUCCGACUCGCCAUUGAACCAUGCUCGCGGGAAGCCGGUACCGCCGCUGAUCCCCUCAACCAGCUCGCGUCCAAGAGCCUACUGGAAGCCAUGGCAAAAGACGUAACCAAUAUAGACAUGGUUCGGUUCAACAACAUUCUAGCAGAAACCAACGUGCCAGACGAGGACGCAGAGCGUAUUCUGUCAAAGCUCCCGCCAAGCGAACCGCAGGUUCUCUUGUUGAUUGCAUACGACUUGGAGCAGGGGGAAAUCUUGCCAAAAGCCUAUUUCAACCCACUGCUCAGAGCGAUUCACAGCGGCACGUCUACAAAAAAGGUUGUUUUUGACGCCGUACGCAAAUGCAACGGCCCACACGGCUCUUACGACGCGUCCCUUGCAACCCUUGAUGAUUAUCUGGACUCCCGGGAUGCCGUCGACGGGCCGCACGUCUUCUUACUGGGCCAUGAUUGCAUUGUGGACUCGCCUGCCUCCAGAAUGAAAAUUUACGUCUUUACGCAUGUGACCACUCUUGCUACGGCCUUGGACGCAUUCCAUCUUGGGGGCAGAAUUUCUGGAUCGACCAUCGAGGGAGGUCUUGAAGCAGUACGCUCGUUUUGGUGCCAUCGAUUUUCUCUGAAUGGCUCAGAUUCCGACGUCGAAAAUAGGGAGAUGCUGCCGCCAGGGAGUAGAUGUCUGUUUGUUUAUGAGAUGAGACCGACGCAGCCUGGUCAGAAGGAGCCGGAGAUUGAGGUGAAAAUGCAUAUGCCAGGCACGUGGCUGGGUGAAACAGACGCCGAGGUCUGCCAGGUCAUGUCAAGCUGGUUCCAAAAACAUAAUCACCCCGACUUGGCGGCUCGCUAUCAGACUGACAUGGCUUCAGCAUACCCUGAGAUUGACCUGAACACGCCGGGCGAGUUAUGCCACACUUGGGUUUCUCUCACGUGGACGCAGAAAACUGGUCUUUACAUGACCAUGUAUUACACUCCAAAGAUUACGCAGUUCUACUGA
Pestalotiopsis fici W106-1 is the source of this 1293-nucleotide messenger RNA. RefSeq lists its product as uncharacterized. The record is from RefSeq and is a predicted model, not a curated record. Gene Ontology annotation, biological process: alkaloid metabolic process. The coding region runs from base 1 to 1293 and encodes 430 amino acids. Gene Ontology annotation, molecular function: transferase activity, transferring alkyl or aryl (other than methyl) groups. NCBI's taxonomy places the organism in Eukaryota, Fungi, Ascomycota, Sordariomycetes, Amphisphaeriales, Sporocadaceae. The transcript has 2 exons.